CUUUUUGAACGCAGUAGUCGCGUAUAAAUCCCCGUAGCCGCGCGGUUCGAUUUUGUGUUAUUUCCCUGCUACGGGGAUCCUUGAACCUCGGACGUUAGAAACGCCUUCGCGAUGUAUCUUUUACAUGAUAUCCAAUAAUCAUUUCUCUCUACUCUUGAGUCAUGUUAUUUUUAAGUUAAUCUUUUCAAUGAGGACUUUCGUGCUCCCGUGUCAAUCUUUUAUGUUUACUCCAGUCAAUUGAUCGUCUUCAAAGUCUUAAUACUUAUUUAUUCGUAAUUCGUGUUAAUUUAUUUAUUCGUUAAAGCAACUUACGAUAUAUUAACUGCAAAUAGUUAAUUGUACAUUUAUCGGAUACUAUGUAUUCAUUAUUCAAUCGUUGAUCGAGAAGAAAUAUUUCGUAUAAUCCAAUUGUACAUAUCUAUAAUUUAAUUGUCGUUUGAAAACAAUUGUCAAGCAACACAAUGUUUUUUGUCUGUGUAACCGUGGGACUGGUUCUCUUGGCUUCAAAGUAUCGCAACAACGUACUUCGUAGCGUCAAACGAUUGUGCCAUGGUAUUACCAACCAUAAUAGUAACUCUACUUCAAAGACGAAUAAUAACACGAAAUUACAUGUAACUUUGGAUAAAAUUAUUCUGGCUGAUUCCUUGGAGAAAUGUGAUUACGCCGUUCAACGUAUUCACUGUAACUUAUCUAAUGGCAUCCUGGGAUUUGACUGUGAAUGGGUUAACGAGGGACCUGUUUCAUUACUUCAAUUAGCAACUUACAAUGGAGUUUGUGCUCUAUUUCGUCUUGGAAAAAUUGGCUACAUACCAACUAAACUUAAAGAAUUACUAGCCAAUAGGCGAGUACUAAAAGUUGGAGUUGCUUCUUUUGAAGAUGGUAAAAAAUUAACAAAUGACUAUGGAUGCUGCAUUUUUGGAACUCUUGAUUUAAGAUCAUUAGCAAAAAGUUUGGGUCUUCCAAGUCCUAAAAGUUUAGCUGCAUUAUGCUUCGAAUACUUAGGAAUAGAAAUGAAUAAGGCAACAGAGGUAAGAUGUAGCGACUGGAAUGCUGAUAAUCUUACCAAUGAGCAGAUUGUCUACGCUGCCUAUGAUGCCGUUGCUUCAGUUUUAAUUUAUCAUCAGAUAAGACAACAAGCGAAAGUUAAAUAUUCUCUCUGGAAAAAUUUGAUACUUUAUUUAAAAAGGAUAUGGAAUGCAGACGCGGAUGAAAAAUUUCAUGGUCUACCUCAAGGAGUCAUUGAUACGAGGUUCAAGGUUCAACAAUUUAAUACAACAAUUAAUAAAGAAAUCAGUCCAGAAGAAAUUAAGAUUAAUAACAAACCACAUAAAAAUAGUAUACCAGCAAGAAAUAAACCAUUGUAUCAUAAUUGUUAUCUGGAAGCACCAGAUGGGGAAGUAUUAUGUACUUGUGAUCGUAAAAAAGCUGAAUGGUAUAUUGCAAAAGGAUUAGGAACUAUUAUACAGGAAGAUCCACUUACUGUGCGAUUGACAUUUGAGCCCUCUGGAAGGGCUUUAGGGGAAGUUGGCAAAUACUAUACACAAGUCAAAGUUAAUCAGUGUGUAGUUUGUGGUUCUUCGGACAAGUUUAUCAAGAAAAACGUUGUCCCAAAAGAAUACCGUAAAUAUUUUCCUGAAAUAAUGAAAUCUCAUCAAUCACAUGAUAUUUUAUUACUUUGCCCAGAGUGCCAUGAAAUUAGUAAUCUCCACGAUCUGCAACUUAGAAAAAAGUUAGCAGUUAUGUGUGGUGCUCCUUUAUUUGAAACAUUACCACAUCAAUGGCACAAAACUUCUAGUGAUUGGCGUAAAUUAUAUUCAGCAGUUAAGGCACUUAAAAAUCAAAACUCAUUACCCGCGAAAAGGCGUCCACAAAUUGAAUCCGUUAUUGUGAAAUGUACUGGCCAAAAAGUUACCGCAGAUCUACUUGACGUUUUGGAAAGGCAGCUGAAAAAUGGACCUAUGCAUCCGCCACUACCAUCCAGUUAUAUGCCACAUGGUCAAGCGGUUGUAUAUCAUUUUCAAAACAAUAAAGGUGGGCUUAUUGAAUUAGAAAGACUAUGGCGAGAACAUUUUGUAAGAAGCAUGAAACCACAAUACUUACCAAAAUUGUGGUCAGUGUCGCACAGUCAUCAACGUUUCGCCAUCCGUCAAAUGCAAAAUAGAAUAAAACCUGAAGACGCAAAAUUAGUUGGCUUAAUAAAGUAAAAGUAAACAUGCAUUUCAAAUAAUGAGUAGAACUACUCAAAUAUGUACAGAUACGCUACAAAGUUUUUGUACUUAUUGUUAAUACAUAUCGACUCAAUCAAUCAGUUU
This is a messenger RNA of Orussus abietinus, 2312 nucleotides long. RefSeq names its product exonuclease 3'-5' domain-containing protein 2 (gene Exd2). Gene Ontology annotation, biological process: nucleobase-containing compound metabolic process. The coding region runs from base 462 to 2204 and encodes 580 amino acids. Lineage: Eukaryota; Metazoa; Arthropoda; Insecta; Hymenoptera; Orussidae. The transcript is spliced from 7 exons. The record is from RefSeq and is a predicted model, not a curated record. Gene Ontology annotation, cellular component: nucleus; cytoplasm. Gene Ontology annotation, molecular function: 3'-5' exonuclease activity; nucleic acid binding.